This is a messenger RNA of Fundulus heteroclitus (mummichog), 2230 nucleotides long. It is a transcript of the gene bora, whose product is annotated as bora aurora kinase A activator. Gene Ontology annotation, molecular function: protein kinase binding. Lineage: Eukaryota; Metazoa; Chordata; Actinopteri; Cyprinodontiformes; Fundulidae. The coding region runs from base 149 to 1795 and encodes 548 amino acids. The transcript is spliced from 12 exons. Gene Ontology annotation, cellular component: nucleus; cytoplasm. Gene Ontology annotation, biological process: activation of protein kinase activity; regulation of mitotic nuclear division; regulation of mitotic spindle organization. The record is from RefSeq and is a predicted model, not a curated record.
GGUAUAAUUUCUAUUGGCUGCUGGGCUUUGUGGAGGAAAUUGAAAUGAAGGUUUGAACUGUUUCCUAGCUGGAUGUGUACUACUGGCUCCUGUCGUAAAUAAAACGGUCUAUUUACUCGCCGAGGUCUGAGCUGUUAACAACUCCGUGAUGGGGGAUCACGUCGAGCUGCAGAUCACUCCAGAGACACCAGGGAGGUCUUCCAUCAGAAACCCCUUUGAGAGUCCCAAUGACUACCACCACCUGAGGGAGCCCCUGGUUCCCAGCCCGUCUGUCUUCAAAUCCAAGCCCUGCAAGGCAACUCCCCCCAAGUUUAACUGGUCUAUUGAUGAAAUGGCCAGUCUUCUACCGGUGCACAUAGACCCAGAGGAAAUCCAGCGCCAGUCGUUCUACCUCAGCCAGACGAGGAUGGAUUCUGACAUUGAGGAGAAGUGCCAGAAUGCUAUUGAGCAGUUUUUCACCAAAGGAGCCAUUGUGCCUUCGCCCUGGGCAGAACCAGAAACCCGUAGAGUCCCUCUCAUGUGCAAGAAAAGUCCGUUUGCUGCAGCAAUCUCCGAGCAGUCCAAAAAAAUCUCAGUUGCUUGCCAGACGACCCUUUCACUGCCUUUGGCUUUUGAUUUGGAGAAAUUACUCGGAGAACACUAUCGCUGCGAGGAGGCGUGUGACGCCAUGCAGGAAAGCCUCAGCUCCUCGUCUCUGAGACGGAAGCUCUUCCUCGACGGCCAGGUCAGCUACAGCAGCUCCGACGGCUCCACCCCGCCGAGCCCUGAGAGGGCUACCGGCAGAGUCAGAGGGCCGUCCCCCCACCGCGGAGCAGCUGUAGCAGGAGGGGAAGGUAUCAGAGGGGGCGCCUUAACGUCCGUCUUCCUGUCGCCUCACGCCUGCGGCCGGUCAGCCCAGACUCCCUCUACGGGCCAGUUCUCAUCCAGCCCCAUCCAGCAGGGCUGCUUCAGAGACUGCAGCCUCGGCAGCAUCAGCAGCCCUCUGUUUCCUGAUAGGUCGUCUCCGGCAGGCCUCCCCUCCCCGGCGGUUUCUCCUGUUCUCGUUCAAACGGCACGCACUCCCAUAGCCUCAGGUGAGCAGAAACCACAGAGCGACUUUACGCCCCGCGGAGGUCCGUUGGACGCAGACGUCGCCCACGCCAACGAGAGUCCGUUUGUCGAAGGGUGCUCCCCGAUACGUAGCUGCUCCCCUCACCACCUCCACUACCAGCACGAGCCCCAGCACACAUCCAGACCCAAGCCCAGACCCAGAGUCCGCUGCUGGGCCUCCCCACCCCUCAUCUCGCCGAUCCUUAACCCAAAGCUCCAAGGCGACCAGGAGGCCCAAGAGGCCUCUGCCGCCUCCUCCCCGUCUUCCCUCCCGGUCAUGGAGCUAGAGCCAACAUCGCCUCUGGCCGCAGACGGCCGCUCGGCUGCCCCCGGUGGAACGAGCCUGGACGCUAUGGAGGUUGUGAAAACGGAAGGAGGAAAAAGGAUGGGGCCUAAAACCAGGCGGGAGGAUGAGGAGGAAGGUGGAGGCCUUUCAGAGCAGCUGACCAGCUCCCGUAUGGGCAACGUGUCGGCAGCAGACUCUCAAAUGUUUGUCUCUCUUCUGGCAGAAGGAAGCAGCAUCCGCUGUGACUCCAGCAUGCAGGUUGACAGUGGCUACAGCACUACCUCAGCCGGGGCCGCGAGCCUCAUCGAUGGCAUCAGCUCUGACUGUCAGAGCAAAGAGUCCAACCCGGCAGAGGAACCGCUCCCCAUCACCCGACUCACUAAAGUUAAGGCAUUUUAUCCUUACCACUGCUUCACCUGAUUUCUACGUGCAAAGGGACGCUCUUCCAGCGAAGGCCUGUGAUGAUGAAUUUGCAUUGAAAUUCAGGAAUGCUUCCACUACAUUUAGAAACCUUAACAUUUCCCAGGAUGCUUUGCUGUGAAGGAGACUGCAGGGCAGCAGACACCUGACUGAAAAACUCUUAGCCUGUACGAUUCUUCUACAGGUCAUUUCAGCCGUUCUGGAAACCACUGAACUCUGUCAUUCUUUGUAAUAGAUGUUGAUAAAGAUGUGAUUUUUUUUUUAUUAUUAUUUUUUUUUAUUGGGAAGAGUUUAUUAAAAAAAAAAAAGUCAAACAUUUGCACAUUACCUUUUUGAAUGCUGGAUCAAUACCUGUGGCAGAAUUUCAUUUUAAUGGUUGCUGAUGGGAUCGACUUGAUGAAUCAGAAUUGUACUGUAUUUCUAUUUUUUUUUUUU